Molecule: messenger RNA, 3932 nt
Organism: Spodoptera litura
Lineage: Eukaryota; Metazoa; Arthropoda; Insecta; Lepidoptera; Noctuidae
Product: C-Maf-inducing protein
Source: RefSeq, a predicted model, not a curated record
AUGCCUUCAUACAAUCAAGAUAUUAAUGUGGAUCUGAAUUCUAAUGAAAAUGGUGCCUUGAAGACUGAUGCCAAAGAUGGCAAAAUCGAUGAGAGUCGGUAUAUGUCGGUCGAACAAAUUCCGAAUAACGCACCGGUGGGACUCAAUGCUGACCAGGAGAUCGCUUUUGCUCUGAGAGAUUUCUUGACCCCAUCGAGUACAGCGCUCAGUGAUGGAGAACCAUCUCCAUCCGCGUUAUCGCAGACACUACCUUUCAUAGAUGAACAGGUAGAUGGAGAUGAUGCCACGCAUUCUGAAGAGGAGUUACAGCAAAGCCGUGAAACUGAAGAAGUGUUGAACAAUGCGGCUUGCCGGCUGAGGCGGUGGCGUGCUGCGUCAAGGAAGUUGCGCCGGCCGCGGAUAAUAAACAAUCUGAGUUCUAAAGAUGAAAAAGACAGCAACAUCAGCAAGGUCUGUAACUCUGGGCACACGGACCUGGCAGACCGGCUCCGCAGCCUGGCGGCGGCCGGCAGCAUGUCAGCGUCGGCUGGUGAGCUGCUGUCGCUGGCGCCGCCGCCCCCAGCGGCCACCGCGCCGCCCUCUCCUGGCUGUCUGCUCUCGCCAUCGCUAGCAGACCAGAGCUCCGCAGAAUAUUUUCCCUCCGGCUUGUUAGAGCAUCCGUUGUCAUACAGUUGUAUGCAGGAGGUGUACUGCAUCUCACGUUGGGAUCCUGCCAGGAAAUACUGCCUUCGAAUAGUCAUGCCUCAUGGAUCUCUUCUGCUACAGGCUAACGACGCUUAUACGCGGGACCAAUGGUAUCAUUCCAUUAUAUGGAGGAGAAACAUGAUAAGGUACAAGAAUUUCCUAACAAAGACUGUGAGAAAAGAAGUCGUCUUGAAAGAAUUAAAGAAUAUGGUGGACUUUGUGAUGACUACGCCUCUACAAGACGAAAGUGUGACUCGCGCGCCUCUACAGAUCCUGACCGAUUUACUAUCAGAGAAUAAAGAAAGUGAGGACUGGGAGGAGUGGGCGGAAAUGGUGACGAGUGCGGCGGCGCCGCUGUUAGCAGAGCGAUGCGCGGCCGGCGACCUGUGCGCCCUGCUAGCGCGCUUGUGCAGGAGACGGCCGCGGGCAGCACCACUACCUGCGCUCGCACCACCCGUACGAAGGGUGCUCACACGCAAUGUAGACUUCGCCAGAGCCCCCAAUGGCAGGCGACUCGUUAGAGAUUAUAUCAGUGCCUUGAGCGCGCAUAACUCGGGCAGUUCCCUAGUCCGCCGAUUCGUUGAAGUGACGCACGGAAACCGCGCGACGUGCCCAUAUCCUCGAGCGGCUCCCAAUCUUGCUGCAGUCGCGCUGGCCGCGUUGGAUGACCACUACCGUGACUCUGCAACCCCACACGUCUGCGAUGAGUCUGAAGAAGAAGUCUUAUGUUUUGCCGAUAUCUUGGAACACAUGUGCGAGUAUGAAGAUUGGCUUGUCGUAGUAGGUGCUGUAUUGCAACCGGUUCCUUUAUGCGCGGGCGCUAUGAGUUGCCCACGCGUGGCUAAGAGGCUAGGGAAACUAUUGAAUGCGUUAGCGCAUGACCCACGCUGUGCGGCACACGCAUGCGUGGCCCCCGCCCGAGCCGCGAGGCUCUGCCCACCGUCCUGGUUGAGAGCUGCAGCGCCCUCAGAUCCGCUGCUUGCUCUGCCAAACGAAGAAUUGUGUCAGAUUUGGGGAGAUAUGUUGGGAGGCCUACUCAAUUGUUGCUGUAAACGGAAAAGUUUCCUGCAAAGUAUGAGCAAACAGCUUCCCGAUUUUGUUCUAGUCGCAUUAACUGCUCACCCAGCUGCUAUAGAGGCUCUAUGUUUAUUUUUGGAAUGGGAGGUCACAACUGGAGAGCAGACUCAAUUGGAAAUUAUUGCUACAUUACAAGGCACCGAACUUGGUCAGAAAUAUUACAAAGAUCUGUGCGAGAGACAGCAAAAUCUUCAACGACUGCAAUCAGAAGGUGGUCCUCGUCGACUAGCGCUGCCAGUUCGCGCGACUGAUGCAGACGUUGCGGAACUGUUGGACGCCGGCGCUCUCGGCAACCUUGAGUGCCUCUCCCUUGCUUUCACCAGCGUCACCAGCGCAUGUGCACAUCACCUCAUUAAGUUGCCAUCUCUACGCUACUUGAACCUGUGGGCUACCAAGUUUGGCGACAGCGGUGUGCAGCUAAUUGCUGAGCAUCUUCCUAAGCUUCAGGUCCUUAACCUUUGUGAGACGCCCGUGUCCGACAAGGGAAUAGAGGCAUUAUCAGGCCUCUCCAAUUUACGGCGUCUAAAUCUGAACAGCACCAAGUUAUCAGCUGAAGCAUUUGAAGUUCUACGCCAGCGUCUACCCCACCUCCAGGAGUACGACAUACGGUAUACGGAGGCUUGGUGACAGCGGGCUGCCGCCGCCGCCCGGACGCCUUCCACUUCCACCAUAUGAAUUCACAUACGAUCUCAACGUGCUUUAUCCCAGUAUUACAAUGUUCAAAUAAGUUAAUCCCACACGGAUACAAAUAUCCAACUACCGAAUAUUAUUAAGAUUAUCUAUUUCUAUCACUUUCAUUGUUAUUAGUUUGUAACUAUUUUUCACGAGUUAUUUCAUAAGAUUUAAAUACAAAAAUGUAGAAUAUAGGUAACAUGGAUCCGGUAUUGAUAUUAUUUUACCGUGUUGCAUUACAUUUCAUUUGAAUAUUGCCAGGACCAGGUUGCCACAUACCUAUACAUAGUAUCGUAGUCCGGUAUGUAUUCACUUAUAGUAAUGUCAUUUGCCGACUAUUAUGUUCUGUUAUCGACCUCUAUUAAAGGUAAUCAAUUCGAAUUAAACUUCGUUAGGUGAGUUAAGGUUAAUUUAGUGCGUACCCGAACAGGUGAAUCGUGGUCCAAUUUUGUUUGUUCCUAAUAUUUGGGCUACAAAAUGAAACCAGCAUUUGUUUUUAUUAAUCUGAAUUUAGUUUAAGUUUACAAAAUAUUAUCAUUAUAAUGUAAACAUUUAGGUCUGCCAUCCAUGUAAACGCCUUAGUUUUACGACAACCACUACAUAAAGUUAUUUAAGACUAUUUAUUUAUUGUCAACACCAGUUUAGAUAAUAAGAUAAUGUAUAUGAUUAGGUACCUAGUUGAUAAUAUUGCUUUAAUUUAGUACUGUAGUACCUAUGUGUUAGGAGUCUUUGGGCUGUGAGAAAGAGAACCAACCGGUACAAGCGUAUUUGUGGAGAGUUAAAACGUUUUAUUUAUUGAUUUUUAUUUUACUUGCAUUAUCUGUAUCUAGCAUAAUCCCUAAAGUCUAAAUUUAAUGUAGUUAUAUUUCAAAUUGAUAGUUAACAAUUUAACUAUUCGUAUACCUAAAUGGUUAAUCAUAAUGAAUUGCGCAUGAAUGAUUAAUAUUUAAAACUAUGUAUUAUGUUAUAUUAUCACUGAACUAUUCGUCACUACGUUAGAUACUUACUAUUACGAAAUGGUUUUAUCAUGAUUUCCGGCCUAAAAUAAUAAAGCUGUUCUAUUUACAGAAUAAAACAAUAAAUUAGCGACAAGACAAAGAUGUAAUUUGUAAAUUUGAUCUUUUAGUAUAAAUAAAUAAAACUAAAAAUUCAUGUUAUUAGAAUGUAAGUGAGACAGUACUCAAUUGUGUGCGUAAUUGAGGUAAUUAUGGUCGUGUCCCCGGUAUAUAUAGGCCGGAAACUGUUAGAUAACACGUAAAAUUGUCCUUCAAAACACUAAUUACUUUGACAUAUUAGAAUACAAUUCCACACUGUUAGAUAUAAAUUUAUAUUGCGCUAAUCACAAACGUAAUGAUGCUCUGAUAAUGACUCUAAUAUCGUAAGAUCCUGCACACGAGUAUAAUAUAGUUUAACGAGAAGUGAACUGAAUUACUGUUAUUGAAAUUAUGUCAUAUAAAGAGAUACAAGACUUAUCCACCGUGCGAAGGCAGAAGUGUGAG